This is a messenger RNA of Mugil cephalus (flathead mullet), 2202 nucleotides long. Its product is annotated as CD209 antigen-like protein E. Lineage: Eukaryota; Metazoa; Chordata; Actinopteri; Mugiliformes; Mugilidae. The transcript is spliced from 9 exons. The record is from RefSeq and is a predicted model, not a curated record. Bases 48 to 974 code for a protein of 308 amino acids.
AAAAUUUACUUCUCCCUCAGACUCACUGAUGAUCAGACAGCGGUAAAAUGUCUGAUGCUGAGGUGGUGUACUCGGAUGUGAAGUUCACAAGAUCAAAUGGAAAGACAAAAGAAACAGUUUCCUCAUCACCAGACACCACUUACUCUGAAAUCAAGACUUCGAAAAAACAGCCACCCGCCGAACCGCCUGUUAGUGCAUCGUCGUUCCUCUACAGCACUCCGCCGCCGGCCGAGUCGAACAGAAAAUCAACAGUCACCUGUGAGAGAGUGGCUCUGCUCGUUCUCAGCUUUCUGCUGGUAGCCGCCCUGGUUGCUCUCGGUCUUAUGGUGUCUGAUGUGAUGACGAAACAUCAUGUCAAAGAUGAGGAGAUUAAAGCUUUAAAGAAGAACAUCUCAGAGAGUCAAUGUAAAACUCCACCAGUUGUGCAGCCUAUAUGUCCAACAACUCCAGAAUUGAAUGAACCAUGUCACAUAUGUGAAGCCGGCUGGGAGAAACAUGGAGAACAGUGCUAUUAUUUCUCCACCAAUAAAUCAACCUGGAACCAGAGCAGAGAUGAAUGUAGAGGUAGAGGAGGAGAACUGGUGAAGAUAGACAGCAGAGAGGAGCAGAAAUUCCUGGAGAGAAGACUGAGAGAUAAAAUGACUGAGGCUGAGGACAAGUUCUGGAUCGGACUGACAGACUCACAGACAGAGGGGACAUGGUUGUGGGUGGACGGCUCAGCACUGACUACAGAUACAAGUUUGAUUUUUUGGGCCAAGAACAACAACAACAAAGAGCCAGACAACUGGCCAGGGCGCGAUAAUGAAAAUCCUGAAGGAGAGGACUGUGUGAGGAUGGGGGAGAAAGGAGGAGCUGAUGACCUGAAGUGUUGGUUUGAUAAAUCCUGCAAAAUUCCUCAUAAAAGUAUUUGUGAGAAAUCAGGAAAACGUGGAAAGUUUUUAAAAGUUUGUCAGCUUGAACAGUCUAAGAAAUAAUCUCAGUAGGAUACAGAAGGUGGAGCGAUGCUGGUUUUAUUUCGUCACAAACAUUUAAAGUUAAUCUCAAGACAAAUAAAAUACUCGCUUCGAACAAUAUUUAGAGUCUGAUAUCCACCCCAGUAAUAUAUAUAUAUAUAUAUUAAACAAUUUUCUUGAAUAAACUCUCCUUUUUUUGUUUUUCUUUCUUUUUUCUGCAGCUUAAGAAUUUACAAGAAAUAUUUCUCUCAAACUGUUUAGACACGACUGCUCCAAUAGCUGGAAGAUAAAUGUAAAUAAACUGUCAUUUAUCAAAUACUCUGUGGUUAUUGACGUCCUGCUGGUGUCUGUCUGUUGGUGGUAUCUUCUGUGACGUGUUUGAAGCCGUGACGUAGAAGUGGAUUAUUCACUGCUGUGUUUUCAGAGCUUUCAGAGGAUUUUCUGAUAAACAACAGCUAUGAAAACAUAAAUGAAAACAGAAAUGCACAUUAAAAAAAAAUCUUCAAAUACUUCAAACACAAAUGGACAAGAAGAGACGACAGGUCCAAGUUAAAAGUUUAGUAACAACUUUCAAAGUCAACAAGUUAAAGAGAAAACCUCAAAACAGGAAAAUGAAAAGCAUGUUUCUCCUCUUCUGAUAAGAACUGUUUCAAAAUAGCUGUCACACCGUGGUGAGGGUGUCUUGUCUUGGGUUUGUUUUGUCCUGUCAUUUCCUGUUUUAUUUUGAAAAGUAUUUCUCCUCUCGUUUCAGGUCACUUGCCCUUCCUCAUGUGUCUCAGUCGGAUUGUCCUAAGUGUUUCCACCUGUCCCCUAUUUCCCUCCAUGUGUUUAAAUAGUCUGUGUUCCCCUUGUCUUGUGCCAGAGUGUCAUCGUCCUUGUCCUGCACCAGAGCCUUGUUCCAUGUCCACAGCCAUAGUAGUUGCCCAAGUAAGCCGUUUAUACCUCUAGAAGAGUGAUUUUUUGUUUGUAAAUUUUCCAGUAGCUAAAGUUCAUAGCCUUUUGUUUUUCCUCGUUAACGAGUGAUUUUUUGUUUGUUUAUUCUUCCAUAGAUUAGAUUCAUAGUCCUUCGGUUUUCCUCCAUUCGGAGCGUUUUGUGUUUCUCGAUUUGUUUCUUUUGAUUAGAGUUUUUUCCUCCUCCUGGAGAGUUUUUGUUUCUCAGAAUUCAGAGUUAGUGUCUAGGUUUUUAUAGCCAUUUGUUUGUCACUCUGAGUUCUCCGGUGAAUUCAAUAAAAGCCUUUUUGUUAUUCAA